Brenthis ino (lesser marbled fritillary) is the source of this 810-nucleotide messenger RNA. The record is from the annotation of a GenBank genome assembly. Lineage: Eukaryota; Metazoa; Arthropoda; Insecta; Lepidoptera; Nymphalidae.
AUGCAAAUUCCCAAUGAAUAUGUCUCAACAGCAGAGGAUAUUGCUGAUCAGGUCAUCAGAAAAGGCAAACACAUAUUACCCACAGUGGCACGACUGUGUCUCAUUUCAACUUUUUUGGAAGAUGGCCUUAGAAUGUGGUUUCAAUGGUCAGAACAAAGAGACUAUAUGGACAUGUCAUGGAACUGUGGAAAAUUUUUAGCAACUAUGUUUGUGAUAAUCAACUUAUUAGGUCAGCUCGGUGGCUGCGUCAUGGUCCUGGGAAGGUUAAAAGUUGACAUUGCAUGUGGAUUACUGUUCUUCAUUGUCGUAUUACAGACAUUCGCCUACAGUAUACUUUGGGACAUGCAGUUCUUACUCCGUAAUCUGGCCCUCAUCGGAGCCCUACUGCUCGUACUAGCGGAAGCUCGCGCAGAGGGGAGAAGUCUCUUUGCUGGAGUACCUUCAUUGGGCGAGAACAAGCCUAAGACUUAUUUGCAACUAGCUGGUCGCAUCCUAUUGGCUUUCAUGUUUAUCACAUUGUUGAGAUUUGAAGUUUCCUUCUUACAGAUCGUGCAAGACUUGCUCGGCAGCGUACUCAUGGUCUUGGUGACGAUCGGUUACCGCACCAAGCUGUCGGCUCUCAUGUUGGUGCUAGUGCUCACCGUCCUCAACCUCUACCACAAUGCUUGGUGGGCUAUACCCAACUAUAAGCCUCUGAGGGACUUCCUCAAGUACGACUUCUUCCAGACCUUAUCGGUGAUCGGCGGUCUCCUCAUGAUAGUGUACUUAGGGCCCGGCGGCGUCAGUAUGGACGAGCACAAGAAGAAGUGG